CGCGGCGCUUCCAGCGGCGUUCCCCUCGGCAGCCGGCCGCCAUGUUGUGCUAGCUUUACGCUCCGCGGCUGGCGGACGGCCCCCGAGGAGAGCAGCUCCCGGCGUCGGGAGAGGUAGGAGGGUUGCAGGCUUUUCACGCCGCGGCCUGACAAGAUCCGACGCCAUGGCAGCCGCCCUGGGAGGAGCAGGAGCAGAUGAUGACUUUGAUCAUCAUAAGCCUGGUGCAGAAAGGUCUUGGAGAAGAAGAACUGGAGACGAAGAAUGGGAUAGUGAAUUAGAUGAUGACUUGCUAGGAGAAGAUUUGUUGACUGGCAAAAAGACUCAGUCAGAUAUGUCAGAUGAAGAACUGAACGAUGAUCUUCUGCAAAGUGAUAAUGAAGAAGAUCAACAUUACAGUACUCAAGAUGUCACUAUGAGUCUUAAUGCUACAUCUAGCAUAGUUACAUCCUUUGAGCUCUCAGACAAUGCUAAUGACCCAUCAAUUGAACAAGACUCGGAGUACGAACAAGGGGAAGACGAAAUUGGUUAUGACAAAUCAGAUGUGCCUGAAGAGUACGCAGAGGAGUAUUCAGAAGGACAGUAUGAAGGCCAGGAGGCUGAGUUGACAGAAGACCAAAUAGACUAUGGGGAAGAUCAGGGUGAAGAAGAGAAUUAUAAUGAUGAAGUGCUGGAUCUUGAAAUCAAUGAACCUCUAGAUGAAUUUCCAGAUGAAGAUUAUUAUUUCUUUCAGGAUGAAGAUCAUUAUAGUGAACAGCAAGUAAUUGAGCAACAAGAAUAUGUAGCUGAAGAAGAGUUAGAAGAGGUUGCUGAUACCCAGACACCUCCAAAUGAGUCAGAAGAGGCAGUUAUUGAAAAUCUGGAGUUUCAAGAAGAAACCAAAGAGGAGUCGGAUGAGGAGGAGGAAGAUGAUGAAGAGUCUGGUCGGUUACGUUUCAAAACUGAACGGAAGGAAGGGACAAUUAUCAGGCUAUCAGAUGUAACAAGGGAGCGAAGAAACAUUCCAGAAACUUUGGAACUUUCUGCAGAAGCCAAAGCAGCAUUACUUGAAUUUGAAGAACGGGAAAGACAGCUAAAACAGGGGCGGUACGGCUCCCGAAGAGGAGGAAGACGAGGAGGGCCAUUAAUGUGUCGUGGGCUGGGAGAGCAAAGAAGAGACAACAAUGAAAGAGGGAGAAUGAAGGAUCACAGGCCUGCUUUGCUGCCAACCCAGACAGCUGUUACGACACAUUCAGACAGGAUAUUUCGUCAUCAGCAACCCAUUAGGAACCUUUUCCAGCAGCAGCAGCAGCAACCACAGCAGCCGCAGCCGCAACAGCCACAACAGCUCCAGGGUCUGCUCCCCAUCCCCACUCAGCAUCAUACCCCACCCCCUCCCCCUCAAGGAAUUCAUAUGCCAUCCCAAGUAGAAACCCCAAGGAUACUGAUGACUCCUCCUUCGGUGGCAUCCCAGCAGCCAAAAAACAUACACAUAAAUCCACACUUCAAAGGAACUGUAGUAACACCUGUUCAAGUGCCCUUGCUGCCAGUCCCAACCCAGCCAAGACCUGCCGUAGGACCCCAGAGAUUUCCCGGCCCUCCAGAUUUUCAGCAAAAUCCUCCUGGACCUGUUCCUGCCAACUUCAGCCAAGCCCCACGGCUUUCCCUCCAGGAUCAGUGGCGGGGACCACCACCUCCUCUUCCGCCCCCACCUCCACAGGAGAGAGAACCUUUCUUCAUGGGAGAGCCGAGAUUUCCCAGCCAUCACUUGUUUGAGCAGCGGAGCCCCCCUCCACCACCGCCCCCGCUUCUUAACAGCGCACACCCUGUGCCCAGCCAAAACCCGCUGCCAUUCACUCAGCCUGGGCCGGGUUUCAGCCAGCAGGGGCAACAGCCGAUGUUUCCAAGAGAAAGGCUGGUAAGGCCCAGUCUGCAGCCUCAGGGCCCCGUGGGGAUUCUUCACUUCAGCCAGCCGGGAGCAGCCAAUGCACGGCCUUUUCUUCCUCCAAGGCAGUCCUUCCUGCAGGUCCCAGGGCAGCCGUUCUUAGCCCCUCUCACCCAAGCUGGCAUGCAGGGCCCUUUGCACCCUCCUCUGCAGCCACAGCAUCCACAACCGCCGCCACAACACCCGCAGCCGCCGCCGCCGCCGCCCCAGCCUCACCACCAGCCACAUCAGUCCCACCAGCAGCAGCACCACCUGCUGCCUGUGCCUCCCCAGCCUCUGAUUCCGGUCGCCCCAUCCCAGUUCAGGCCUCACAUGCAGACUUCACAGCAGCAGCCAAGCAGCAGCCGGAUGCAGUGCCAGCAACGGCAAGGUCUGGUAAAGGCCAGGCAUAACACCCCAACGCAAAGCAUCGUGAAACGUCCAAACCAGCAGCUCCAGUCCUCUGCCCCAAGGAAUAGUAAUUUGCGUGAAUUGCCAAUAGCACCUUUGCAUGCGAUCGAGGCUGCUAACAACCGACGAACUUCAGCUCCUGCUGCUCAGGUGAAACCUAUUGCUAGCACCACACCUGCCGUGAGGCCUGUUACAGGUGUCAAGAACCAACCAGGAAGGGCGGAGACCAAGCCUAGAGUGGUUAUUCCGGUGACUCAGCCUAAAACGGAGGUCAAAUCUGAACCAGAGUUUCCUGAUGAAGAUGAAGAAACCAGACUCUACCGUCUGAAGAUAGAGGAGCAGAAACGCCUCAGGGAAGAGAUCUUGAAACAAAAGGAGCUCAGGCGGCAGCUUCAAGCUGGGGCCCGAAAAAGAGAAUUGCUUGAAAGGCUCGCACAGCAACAGCAACAAGGCCCUUCAGCCCAACAGCAGGAGGAAGACCCUUCGCAGCUGCCCACCAAUGGAAACCCAUUGCUGUCGCUUCCUGGCGCACAGCCCCGCCAAAAUGUGAAAUGCAGGCUAAUGGUUAAAAAACCAGAUCCAGUCUUUCCAAAUUCCCCAGCUGUUCAGCCUAAGCCUAUAAACAUUCUCCAGGCUGGAGACGGCGCGCAAUUUCAAGGACAGCAAAUAAAAACGGUGAAGCAGCUAAGGCAGGCUAGGACCAUGCCCGAAAAUGAACUCCAGCUUCCCUAUAAAGGUUUGCAAACAAAGCCUCCUGCUGCCGCACACUUGAACCUGUCCCAGAUUGCUCGGGUGGCAUCGGUGCAAGGCCAACCUCAAGAGCUGAAGCCUGGGGUGAAAAGGACUGUCAUGCAGCGGGCAAACAGUGGUAGUGGCGAUGGGCCCCAUGUCGGCACCAAAGUCAGGGUGAUAAAAUUGUCAGGAGGGAGUGGUGAGAAUGUUGGCUUUACUCAUUUGGAAGGACCUCCUCACCGGCUUCCACAGCCAUCAGAGCAGAGACAUCAACCAAUGCGGAAGGUCACACUGACAAAGGGGACAGUGCAGCAACUGCAUCAGCCUCAUCAGCACCAUCUAUCACAGAUUCACUCUACGUUUCCUCAAGGACUAAAAAAUAUCCCAGGGAUACAUCAAGUGAAAAAGCAGGGUCUUCCACAUGGGAGAGGCAGGGGCAUUACGGGCCAGAUGGGCCGAGGCCGCUUGAUGCCAAGUAAACCAAACCUGCGGGUGGUGGAGUGCAAGCCUCAGCCCUGUGUCGUGUCAGUGGAAGGGCUGUCUUCAUCCACCACGGAUAUCCAACUGAAAAACCUGCUCAUGUCGGUAGGACCCAUUCAGAGUUUACAGAUGUUGCCUCAACAACGAAAGGCCAUUGCAAAAUUUAAAGAGCCUGCUGAUGCUUUAAAAUUUCAACAGAAGUUUCACAGGCACAUGAUAGAUCUCUCCCAUAUCAACGUGGCACUGAUAGUGGAGUGACCUACUGAGCUUAAGUUGUCUUAAAAUAAAGCAGGUUAUGGAGGAAGUCAGAAGGGCAGAAUCUCCCCAUCAUUUCUGGUGCCAGUCUUGCAGACUCCUCCUGAAACUUCAAAUUACUCUGUGACAACUGCGGACAGCAACCGCCUUGCUACAAAUGGAAGUUGAAUUUCAAGAUUGAAAAAGAUCUCUCCUGGCUUUCUUUUACUGUAUUGAACAUACAAAAUUACAGAUCUCAUGUGUGAAUAGUGUACAUGGAUGUUUUCAGGCGAUAGAUAUACUGUGUGAUCACAGUGACUUGGAUCGAAAGAACAUUGACUCUUGAAAAGAUUUUUUUAAUGUCUCUUCUUAGAAAAGAAUAUUUGAUAAUGGUUGCCCUUAUCUUCCAUGUGGGGUGUUGAAAUCAGAAUGCACCCAUAAUCUGUUGUUUGUAGCUAAGCAUAUAGAUGCCUAUAAUAUAGAAUAAAAGUCGAGCUACGUAAUUUGUUGAUUUUUUUUGCCAAGAGACUCUGAAGCUGAUUCUUGAAAGCUCUUAUUCCUAGUAAGAUGAAUGUAGUUUGUUGUGCAUAAAGUCCCACUCGGUAUUCCCAGCAUUCUUUCUUACCAACAUUACAAAGAGUUGCACCUGUUUGAUGUCCUUACUUAAGAAGGGUGCUCACGUUCAUGCUCCAGAGUCUUGGAAAGACACGCCUUUUAGCCUUCUCUUGUGCUUUCUUGACAAGAAGUGCUUGAAUGGCCAGGAAUUAACUGGAGGCUGCUGGUGGUGAGAAUGUUUACAUAUGCAGGUCCAGGAGAUCCAUUUUGGUUAGGCUUCUUGGGAAGUGAGUCACUGGUGUUGAGCUUCAUAUUUUUAUUUAUUUCUUUUCUGUGUAAUAAUUGGCAGUAAUGCUUGAUAAUGGUAAGAGUCUGCCAAAUCGUACUCUAGCACUGUUCCCACGCCACCAGGUGAAUUAUGAGGACAUUUCCUCUCUGAGACGUGGGCUGUUUAUAAGAAUACGUGCAGACUUUAGGGAAGUUCUGUUUUUGUACUAAAUAAGCUCUUUCCUCCAAAGAAAGGUGUUUGUUACACCGUUCCCUGCUUCCUCUGGUUAGUGAGAAGAGAGAAUGUCUUUUACUACUCGUAGAAAUCUAUUCAGUGUUAAUGUACUUGAGGCCAAUAAACAUGGAACAGAUAAGGAUGAUAAUCUAGACAGUGAGUUUGAGUCUAUAGAAAAGUACUGGAGCAGGAAGGGAAAUAAGAAUGUUCUUUCAGGGCCGCAGGUUACGUGACAUGGAGAAGUAGUGGUGUUCCUUUUCUAAUUAUUCAAAAUCAUAUUCUGUAAAGAAGAAGGCUUUUAAAACUGUGUUCCCAAUUAAAAAAGAAGAUGUGGGAAUUGGCAAUAAGCAAUUAAGAUAUAUAAAUGCAUCACGCCUUUUAAAGGCAGGGCUUUUUUUCCCCCUCCACUGGUAAUAUCACAUUGUAGCGUAGUGUAGGGUGUGAAGUACGUUAAAGACAUUUUAAUGAGUAGCUAGUAAAAACUGUCUUCAUCCUUGCGGAGUAUCCUACCUUGAAUUUGACCGUGCCAUAGAGGUGAGUGUUGCUGUCCUUCAUUAUUUAUAGCUCUUGAGUUGUGUUUGUUAAGAAAACUGGGCUUUUAAUAUAUCAUGCAAUUUAGGUUAGCUUUUCUCUGCUUAGUGUUGUUUUAAAAACUAAGGGGCCCUCAGGGUCGAAAGAGAGAGAAUCUCGUACCUUUGCCCAUCACAGGACAUGUUAACAGUCUUUCCACAAAGCUGAGAUUGCUAUUUAGGACUUACAUUUAAAAUCGUAUUUUAAAAAAAAUAAACUCAUGUCUUCACUGCACAGCUCAGGUACAGCUUGUCCAUAAUAGACAAGCCACGAUACGCAGACAGUUCUGAGAACAGAGCAGGCUAAAACAGUGAAUUCACUGCGCAGAAUGUGGGCAGCUUUAAUGUGGGCUCAGUCAUUGGCACGGCUCCCUUGGUUUGGCAGGGUUCAACGCAACAGUGCUUGCCAGAAGAAGGGAUUUUAUAAUGCCCUACCUCUACACCACAUUUGAGGUCUGAGGAAAUCUUUUUUUUCCCCCUUACAUCAGCAGGUCUUUGAUUAGAUUGGAUGAACCUCUAGCAGGCAGGGAAUUUUGAGGGCUGGGAGGGUGCACGACUGCUUUAAGUUUUACAACCUCUGUAUGUGGGAAAUCUGCUUUGGUGUGGCCUUUAAAAUAAUGGUGUGGACUUUUGCAUGAUUUGUCUGAGGCCCAUCUCUUACACCUGAUGGCAAAUGCCUAGCGGGUGUAUAAUAUGCUCACCAUUUUGAUAGAGGGUAUUCUCUGGGAUAUGGGAAAGAGGAAGAAGAAGACAUGUGAUUUUUUUUUUUCUCUCUCUCUCCAUAGCAAGCAGAAGGAAACCUUGUAGUAUGGGUGAUAGGCACCAGACCUCUUGCUUGAAUUGUCUUUAGAUAUUGUAAUGCCUUGACUGGUUAAUGCUAAAUUAGAACUGAGUUUGGCGUGAACCUAGUAAUUUUGGUUCCUAAUUUUGAGGUGCCUUCCACAAAAGCAAAUCACAGUAAAAAUAGGAGACCCUGUUCUUUGCACAAUGCUUCCUGACCCAUCUCCACAUCUUUUUGUAGAAGAUCUGUUGCAACCAUUAUCUUGUUCUUUCUUUAUCAUGUGUUAUUUUAAAGAUGCAAAAUGCAGGCAUUGCAUUUAUUGUAUUGUGUAAAUAUGAGACUUUUUAACAAAACGUAAAUGAAGCUGUUCACAUGCUAAUAAUUUAGUCACAUGAAAGCUUAUUUGGUGGGAUGGGGAGGAAGGCAGUUGUGUUGUCUUACCAGAGUUGAAUGGAAGUGGUUCCGUAAAUGUUGCUGUUAUUAUUAUUAUUAUUUUUGGUGUAACUCUUCUGCUUUUUAUAAAGAUGCCAGUAAGUCAA
Molecule: messenger RNA, 6703 nt
Organism: Candoia aspera
Lineage: Eukaryota; Metazoa; Chordata; Lepidosauria; Squamata; Candoiidae
Gene: RBM33
Product: RNA binding motif protein 33
Exons: 19
Coding region: 164-3781 (1205 amino acids)
Molecular function (GO): RNA binding
Source: RefSeq, a predicted model, not a curated record